UGCUUCAGGGGGGACAUCACUGAUCAGAAUAGCAAAAAUUGGUACACGCCCGACGGAGAUGGCAACAGUGGAAGUAGGCAGGUCACCGAUGUCAGAUCGAAGGAAGCGUUAAAAUGCAAUAACGUCCUCACGUAUAUUAAAAGAGGCUUCCACUACUUUGGAAAUUUCAACAUCAACAUUUUGUACUUCUUCAUGAACAAGCACAACAUUGAUCUCCACUGGGUUGACAACAAGGAAAUAUUUCGCAAAAUAAAUAACAGCGAAGGCAGCGCCUGUGCUACACUCUUCGAUAAUGACCAGUUAAAUGACAAAAAGUUAAUCGCCUUCGUGGUGAACAUCGUUCGGGUCAACCUUUUCGAUUUCUACCACCACCGGCAUUUUUACACCAUAAGGAAAAUUUCAGGGAUGUGGUUCCAGCUGGAUUCCUCGCUCAGUAAACCCGUUUUGUUACCCACAAGUGAAGACUUAAACAAUCACUUAAUGAACAUAGUAAAGGAUAACAAAUUUCACAAGUCCGAUAAUUACAUCAUACAAUACAUCAUUUUUGUUGCGCCAGCAGUACAUAUUAUAAUACGUAACCAAAUUCCCAAAAUGAGCGAUAAAUCCAGAAGAACCUUUCUUUUUGGAGUCACUGCUGUGCUAAUAUUUUGCUCAUUCGCUGCAGUGGAGUCUCAAAGAUAUAUGUGGAUAUUCGGAAGCAUAUGUGCAUCCAUACUGCUAAUAAUCGACUUGAUGUUUUUUGGCGUCGAUAAAUUUAACUACGAUCCAUUUUAUUCCAACUGGGAGAAAAAGCAUUUGUGAGACGGACAUACACAGCAGGCUGUAGCUAACGUGCAACGAACGGUGGAACCACGCCCGUGUACGCGAAAUGGACACCAUUUUCAGUAAAUUGUAAAAACAUGUGGUACACAUCUUAGUGCCACCCUAUAUGAUACAGUGCAGCACAUUACAGUAUAGCAGAUAGUACUCUUAUGCUGUGUGCUUUCCCUUUUUUUAAGUUUUAUUUUUAAUUCAUUUCAUGUAGCCUUUUUUUUCUUCCCCUCUGCGGAAUGCUUUUUUUUUAUGUCGCUCUUUUAACAAAAACCCUUUUUCCUUAAUGCUUUGAUAAUGC
Plasmodium coatneyi is the source of this 1111-nucleotide messenger RNA. RefSeq lists its product as uncharacterized. The record is from RefSeq and is a predicted model, not a curated record. Gene Ontology annotation, molecular function: cysteine-type deubiquitinase activity. The transcript has 9 exons. Gene Ontology annotation, biological process: protein deubiquitination. The annotation marks the transcript as partial. NCBI's taxonomy places the organism in Eukaryota, Apicomplexa, Aconoidasida, Haemosporida, Plasmodiidae.